AUGUCAUUGCUUAAUAAUUGGUGGCCCUGCAUCCACAUUCACUGUUUCACAGAAACCCACAAAGAGGCCUUCAAGUGGCUGAUCGUGUCAAAUAAUCUCUACGUCGGGCCUACGGGGUACGCAACACACACGAGCAGCACACCGACAGCACCGGAGCCGUCACGGCGAACGCUGGCGUUCCCCUCGAGAUUCCUGCUGGAGACGGACUCUCCGAUGAACAAACCCAUCGACGAUUGUGCGUCUACAUGCGGUGUCACUCACGAGUGCCUCUGUCAUCCGGGACACGCGUUGAAUGUUGCCUGCAAGAUCGCCGUUGAAAGGCGGGUCAGCAUCUGCGAUGUCCUGCAGACUGUGACCGCCAACUUUCAGGGGCUGUACCGUAUUGAAAUAGCUUAG
Messenger RNA from Priapulus caudatus, 396 nucleotides. RefSeq lists its product as uncharacterized. Gene Ontology annotation, molecular function: hydrolase activity, acting on ester bonds. The transcript has a single exon. Lineage: Eukaryota; Metazoa; Priapulida; Priapulimorpha; Priapulimorphida; Priapulidae. The record is from RefSeq and is a predicted model, not a curated record. Bases 1 to 396 code for a protein of 131 amino acids.